Molecule: messenger RNA, 1613 nt
Organism: Momordica charantia (bitter melon)
Lineage: Eukaryota; Viridiplantae; Streptophyta; Magnoliopsida; Cucurbitales; Cucurbitaceae
Source: RefSeq, a predicted model, not a curated record
UCUGAUCUAAAAUGGAAAAACAUGUGGUUGCCAGCUGUUGAUGGGGUUACAAAGACUUUUUGGCUUUGGUUCUUCUCACGCAGCUUCCUCUGUCCCAAGUCCCACGUUGACUUACAAAUACCAAUUUGAUCUAUAAGCCCCAUGGAUUUUGGAUCUUCUUCACCAAAUCCACUGCAAUUUUUGUGAAAAAGUAAGAUCAGAGUGAUGGCUGAGUUUCUAUUGACUUUUGCUGUAGAAGAAGUGUUGAAGAAAGUGGUGAAAGUUGCUGCUGAGCAAAUUGGGCUCGCAUGGGGGUUGGAGAAGGAUCUUGAGGAGCUGAGAGAAUGGCUACUCAAGACUGAAGCUUUCUUACGUGAUAUCAACAAAAGAAAAUUGCAUAGUGAUUCAGUGAGGCUGUGGGUGGACAAACUUCAAGAUCUUGUUCAUGAAGCUGAGGAUCUAUUAGACGAGCUUCUUUAUGAAGAUCUUCGACGAAAGGUGCAAACAGCAAAAAUGAAGAAGGAUUUGAAGAGGGUUGCAAAAUUACAGAAGUUGGACCUCUGAAAAACUUGAAAGGUAGUUUGAAACUUACAAAUUUGGACCAAACUGCAAAAUUGGUGGAAAAGGAGAAUUUACGUGAUCUCGCCUUUAUUUGGAGUUGGGAUUGUCGUAGAAAAGUCAACUAUCACAAUGAUCUGGAAGUACUGGAAGGACUUCAACCACACAAGAAUCUACAAAAUUUGAACAUUCAAUCCUUUCAAGGAAAAUAUUUGCCUAACAAGAUUUUUGUUGAGAAUUUGGUGGCAAUCACUCUAAAAGGUUGUGGAAAUUGUGAAAGGCUUCCCAUGCUUGGACAAUUAACCAACUUAGAAGAGCUUCAUAUUUUUCACUUAAAGAGUGUAACGGAGUAUAGGAAAUGAAUUCUAUGGAAUUGACUCGAACCAAACCACAAUCUUCCCCAAGUUGAAGGAACUUAUAUUGGAAGGGAUUUUGAGCUUAGAGCAGUGGGAAGAAGUGACAGUUGCAUCAAAUGUUACAACUUUUCCUUGUCUUCAAGUCUUGAAAGUCCUCGAAUGUCCCAAAUUGUCGAAUAUUCCAAAUCUUUUCGGGUUCAGUGACGAGAAUGGCGUCAAGCACCUCACAAGUUUGCAAAUUUUGGAAUGUUCUAAACUGACCAAACUUCCAAAUGGGUUAAGGUUUUGCCAUUCCAUUAAAGCCUUGGAAAUACUCCAAUGUUGUUCAUUUCUGAGUCUUGAUUUGGAAAAUAGGGACAUGUUGAGUUCCUUGAGAAUCAUGUUGCCUGAGAAGUUGGCCCAUCUCACCAACUUGAAAAAAAAGAGCAUAUAUGGAUGCAUCCAACAUCAUGGGCCUCUUAACAAAUGUUCUUCUGAAACGCUUUGGCUUAACUUUGGUACCUUGCAACAGCUAUCGAUUCAAAACAUCAGUAGCGUUGAAGCUUUGCCAGCAUGGUUGGAAUACUUCACGUCUUUGCAAAGUUUGUCUUUCCUUCUGCCUAAAUUUCGGAGAUUGAGACUCUUUUCAAGGUUUUCUUGUUGAUUUUUUCUGUUUUUCUCCUUUUCUCUUUUCUUAUGUAAAACUAUGGUAUAAUGGAAAUUGUCAAAGUUUGUGCUCUC